Molecule: messenger RNA, 3562 nt
Organism: Chlamydomonas reinhardtii
Lineage: Eukaryota; Viridiplantae; Chlorophyta; Chlorophyceae; Chlamydomonadales; Chlamydomonadaceae
Exons: 4
Coding region: 223-2655 (810 amino acids)
Biological process (GO): cellular response to phosphate starvation
Source: RefSeq, a predicted model, not a curated record
AUCAAAGUGAUUUUCAGUUGCGCCCAUAAUUCACACUCGGCUGUGCUCCUGCUCGGUCAGAAGGAGUUUUCGCCUUUGGUGCAAAGGGAACACGCUUGGCGGCGUUCGCAGAGUCCAAAGGGACAAAUUAUCGGCACUUCAAAGCACAGGGACUGGCGAGGCUCGCGGGGCUGACCAAUACCGCAUCAGCGGCGCCAUCUCAAACGCUGCCUGCGAGUAACUAUGAAAUUCGCGCGGCUAUUGCGGACGACGGCAGAAGAUCUGCCGGAGUUGCAGUGCCUCUUCCAUAUCUAUAAGCACCUGAAGAAGCAGCUCAAGCAACUUCCCGCCCGGGCGGAGGGCGCCAGCGCUGUGGGCCAGCAACUCAAGGCCGACGAGGGCACCACUGCCACCGCCAGCAGCGCCCCCGACGACGAGGAGGCGAAGUUCACGGUCGUGCUGACGGAUCACCUGCAGCGCUUGAAUGACCGCUUUCUGGAGCGAGAGGAGACCUGCGUCAUUCAGCUGGAGCGGCUGGAAGCCGAGGCGGCUCAAUGCACCGCCACCGCCAGGGCCGCCAGCGCAGGCCUGGCCGUCGCCACAGCAGCAGCGGCGGCAGCAGCCAAUGGCACGGCAGCACCUGAAGAAACAUAUACAGUGGGAGGCGCGCCACCGCAGGUCGAUGGCAAGGUGGCAGCGGCCGGCGAUGUCGGCGCGGUGGCGACCGGUGACGCGGCAGCGACAGGCGCGGGGUCGGCGGGAGAUGCGGGCGUCAGUCCGGCCGCGGCGGCGGCGGCAGUGGCCGCGGCAGAUAGCCGCGCGACGCUGAAGGCGGUGACGGAGCAGCGCGCACAGCUGUAUAAGCGCUUUGUCAACUUCCAUGGCGAGGUGCUGCUGCUGGUGCAUUGGAGUGUGCUGGCGUACACGGCCACUGUCAAGAUCCUGAAGAAGCACCACAAGCGCACCGGCCUGCUGCUGCGCGCGCCCCAGCUGGGAGACCUGCUCAGCCAGCCCUUCUGCUCCUCAGAGCUGAUGACGGGUCUGGCGCGCAAGGCCGAGGCGUGCAUACAACGCCUGGCCGAGCAGCUGGCCUCGUCAGCCACCUCAGACGGCACGGGCGGGACCGGCGACGGCACCGGAGGCGGCGGCGGCGGCCCGCAGGACACAGUAGACCAAGCGGCGCCGGGCGCUGGCGCGGGCCAGUGCACGUCCACCGGGAAGGCGGCGGAAGGGCACUUCCUCGGGGCGGGUGGCGGAGGCGUGAGCGGGGGUGCGGGCGGCAUGCUGCCCGACGGCGACUCAUACGGCGUGGCGGACGGCUCCAGCCCCAGCUGCUCGCAGAGCCUGGGCGAGCUGCCGGCCGCCAUGGGCGCCGAGGCCAGGCGGCAGCAGCUGAAGCGGAGAGCGCCGGCGGCCUCGCCGGAGGCGGACGCGGAGCGCGCUGGAGAAGACGGCGUUGGGGAGGCGGCGGCCACGGGGCCGUCCGGAGGGAAGCGCUCGGGGUUCAAGGCCCGGAGGGCCUCCAUCGGUGACGGCUUUGGCGAGGCUGCGGGACCAAGCAGCGACGGCGGCGGCGGUGCGGCGGGCGCGCAGCCUGGUGGCGCUUUCCUGCGGCACCUGGCCCGCCUCAGCGACAAUGCCAGCGCCGCCAGCCUGUCGGGGCCCAACGUGCUUGAGCAGCUCGUGGAGCUGCAGCAGAUUGUGGAUGAGUACGACAAGGAGGAUGACGAGGACGACGAGGACGAUGACACGGACGACAGCGGGGCGCUCGCGGCGGGUGCAGACGCCAGGACGCGGGCCGGGUCUGUAGCAGGCCCGUCCGCGGCAGUGCUGGCGGUGGGUGCAGACGCCGCGGCGGCGGCGGCUAGGGCGGUGGCGGUAGCUACGCGGCGCGAGACCUCCGCCCCAGCUGCUGACGCCACAACCGGCACAAGCGGCCGGUGCACGGCUACCCCAGGGGCUGGCAUGGGCGCGGGCGGCGGUGGCGCUGCUGCACCCAUGCAGCUGGACGGCACCGCGCCGAGGGUGGCAGCGGCACCGGGCGCCAAUGGAGUCAGUGGCAGCGGCAGCGGCAGUGCUAGCGGCGCAGCCGCACCGGGCUUGGCUAGUGUUGGCGCAGGGCAGGCAGCGGCCGCAGGGCAGCCCGGCGGCGGCAACCCUUCGGGGUCGCGAUCUGGGUCGGGGUCGGGACCCAUGGCGGCUGCGGCCGGCCCCGGGGCGCCGCUGCAAGGGCCAGCGGCGACAGUCGAUGCGCGGAAGGCGCCGCCACCUCAGAGCAGCAGCGGCAGUGCAGCAGCUGGGGCCGGCGCCGCCACCGGCGGCGCCGCCGCGAGCACUGGCGGCAUGACGGGCUCUGAAGCUGCCUUCGCUGCGCCGCUGCCGGCAGUCAAGGGCAACCUGCUGCGGCGCACGCAGGUUGCACUGACCAUGUGGGAGCACCUGCGCACCAGCGCCAGCACGCCUUCCACCGUCAUCGACCCGGCGGCGGGGCAGCAGGGCCACAGCCAGGGAGGCGGCGGUGCCGCAGCCACCGCAACGCCCGGCGGCAGUGCAGUGGAGCCCGGUGUGGGCAAGCCCGGCGGCGGCGAGACCCGCAGCAAGCGGCAGCGGGCGGCACCGGGCCAGUCGGUGGAGCAGGAGAGCGUUGGAGAUGACAGCGACAGCAACAGCGACUAGUUGCGUUGUGUGAUUGCGCACUGCCGCUUGGGCGCUCGGGCGUUUCGAGCGCGGGGCGCGCACUGCGCACGACUCUGCAAUGUAGGCUUCAUGGAGCGUGUGCCGUUCCGGGCAGGUUGCCCGGAUAUAGCCACAUGUGUGCUGGACGUACAUAGCAUCUUGAGGCUGUACACAUAUGUAAUGCUGACGCGCUGAAAAGCAUUUGGGUGUAUGCUUUCUCGCUGUUUGGCCCUUGCAGGCCGUGCAUUUGCGGCCAACUUACGGCCCAGACUUUUAUGUGUAUUCGAGGUUAUGCAUGUUGGACCGUGCUGUGAGGCGACUUGGGUACGCAUAUAUGCAGGGUAUACGAUGUGCGGUAAGCUUGGAUGUACGGUAAGCUAAGCCACGAUGUGCGGUUAGCCAAGCUACAAAUGUACGGUACCCACGCACCCACGGCGCUCGAUGCCAUGCAUUUCGAUGGAGGGUGGGGUACCAUACGGCCUCGAGUAUAGAGUGGAUGGACACCCCGUUUGGGUCUUCGUGUCCGUAAUACGUAUCCCGUUUCGGCCCAGGUAAUGUACAACCUGGGCAUGCAAGUGAAGUGUCGUACUUUCACGUGGCAUGCGCUCCGCUGAUCUUGAACUGCUGCACAUAGGCUGCCCGGCUGGUGGGCGCCCUUUGGAGUGCGACCAGGGUGGGGCCCCUUUGGAGGAAGAGGUCUCUCGGGCCGUGUUUCUUAAAGAUGAACACUGUAAGCGAUGGAUUGUGCGGAGUCGGGAUUGGCUGGGGGUGCAACAGUGACGGCCGUGGUGCGCCGACAGUGUGGGGGUGAAUGUAUGAGUUGGGGAACAGGGGUGGGAGAGAGCCUGCUUGCUCAAGUACAAGCUCGUGUGACCCGGCAUAGAGCCGCGUGUAAACAGGCCACAUU